AGAAACAAACUCAAAAGCCCUCCAAAACUAAAACCUUCUCUCUCUCUCUCUCUCUCUCCCCAUCAGAAAAAUCUCACUCUCUUUACUUCUCUAUCUCUUCUUUCAGCCAUGGAGGAAGACGCCCUUUUUCCAUCCGAUUCAGAUCUAGACCUCAGCUUUACCAGCUGCACUUCCAUAACCACCGACCGUACCUUCGCUUGUUCCAGUGCCCGUACAAGCUUAGCUCGAAGCAGCUUAACUCUCAGCUUCAACGAGUCCCGUCUCUCCACCACAACCACCACCACCACCACCUCUACCACCAACACUCCUCCUCUCCAUUCUCGUCCCCACCAUAAGUGGGACCGUCAUUGGUCCGCCAUCAAAGCUGCCACGAAUCUUUCCUCCGACGGCAACCUCCAUCUCCGCCAUCUGAAGCUUCUCCGCCACCUGGGCACCGGAAAUCUCGGCAGAGUCUUCCUAUGCAGUCUGAGAGACUACGACCAAUCGAGCUUCGCUCUCAAAGUCGUAGAUAAGGAUUCUCUAACCAAUAAGAAGCUCUCCCAUGUCGAAAUGGAAUCCCACAUUCUUUCGAUGCUGGACCACCCUUUUCUUCCUACGCUUUACGCUCACAUCGACGUCUCUCACUAUAUUUGUCUUCUCAUCGAUUACUGUCCCGGCGGCGAUCUUCACUCUCUUCUCCGGAAACAGCCGGGUUGCAGAUUGUCCGUACAGGCCGUCAGGUUCUUCGCCGCGGAGGUGCUCGUGGCGCUCGAGUAUCUCCAUGCUAUGGGGAUAGUUUAUCGGGAUCUGAAACCUGAAAACAUUCUUCUUCGCGAUGAUGGCCAUAUCAUGCUCUCGGAUUUCGAUCUGUGCUUCAAAGCCGACGUCGUUCCGAUGUUCGAAAACCGAAUAGUAAACAACAACCGGAGCCACAGACGCCGGUGCAGUUGUUUCGGUUCGGAACACCGGAGGGAAGAAGAGGAAGAAGACAUGGUGGCUGAGUUCGUGGCUGAGCCGACGACGGCGUUUUCAAGGUCGUGCGUCGGAACACAUGAAUAUUUGGCGCCGGAGUUGGUUUCGGGAACCGGUCAUGGCAACGGUGUUGACUGGUGGGCUUUCGGGGUGUUCAUCUAUGAGUUGUUGUAUGGUACAACACCGUUUAAAGGUGGGAGCAAAGAAAGCACCCUGCGCAAUAUAGCAUCAAGCAUGCAGGUUAGGUUUCCGAGGGUGGAAGAAGAAGGGAUGAAAGAAGCAAAGGAUUUGAUAGAAAGGCUCUUGGUGAAGGACCCGAGGAGGAGGCUAGGAUACGCCAGGGGUGCGACGGAUAUUAAAAGGCACCCAUUUUUUGAUGGAAUAAAGUGGCCGUUGAUUAGAACUUACAGGCCGCCUGAGGUUCGUGGGCUUAUGAGGAAGAACAAGUCGCACGUGACGCACGUGACAGUGGUUUCUUCCAAUGAAAAAUCUCAGAAGAGAAAGCGAUUGUGGAGGUGGUGGAAUAAAGGAGUUGGUUAUUACAUGAAGAACAAGAAUUCAACGUACAAUAUUCAUAGUAAUAGUAAUUACUAUCAAUAUGCUAGUGGUUGUAAUAAAAGUAGAUUUAGAAAAAGUGCUUAAAAUCCCAUUUGGGUUAAAUAUGUAUAAAAGAGAGAGAGAGAGAGAGAGAGAGAGAGAGAGAGAGAGAGAGAGAGAGAGAGAGAGAGAGAGAGAGAUUUAUAAGUUUUUGUUUUAUUUUUUCUUUCUCCUUUUUGGGAGUUGAAAAUCGAUUAAAAGUACUUUGUAAAAUAUAGAGAGGAUAGAGGAAAACGGCUUUGAUGUUGU
Ziziphus jujuba (common jujube) is the source of this 1797-nucleotide messenger RNA. RefSeq names its product serine/threonine-protein kinase WAG1. The record is from RefSeq and is a predicted model, not a curated record. Gene Ontology annotation, cellular component: nucleus; plasma membrane; cytoplasm. The transcript has a single exon. The coding region runs from base 109 to 1593 and encodes 494 amino acids. Lineage: Eukaryota; Viridiplantae; Streptophyta; Magnoliopsida; Rosales; Rhamnaceae. Gene Ontology annotation, molecular function: protein serine/threonine kinase activity; ATP binding. Gene Ontology annotation, biological process: protein phosphorylation.